AUGGCCCUCAGCCACGUGGUGUCGCAGUUACGACGCUGGGUGGAGUGGCCGAACAGAAACCCGGGCACCCAGGCCCUGCCUCUCGUUAUGACUGGAGAGCUGCCCCUUCACCCUAAAACCCUCAGCCCGCGCUUUGAACUCCUGCUGGCUUCUCAGGAAUCUUACGCACGAAUUCUCACAUUCACAAAGCACACCACCUUGUUCCGAUGCCCUUCCUUUGGGAAUUGGGAGCUGUGUGUUCAGGGAGCAGGUAGCUGUGUGUGUGGAGAAAGGCUGGGUGAUGACGGGAAGCCUCUGCAGGUGGUUCAGGCUGCCGCUGCCUCGGGAACAGGAGGUGACCUCUCUUUCCCUGACCAGCUAAACACAGCCAACAAAGCUUCUUCUGAGAGAAACCUCUUUCUGCACCCUGCUGGCCCCCCUGCCCAGUCUCAGCUGCAGGAUAGAGGUCUUUCUGUAAAUCCCCUGGGAGUUACUGAACGUUGGAGCAGAAACCAGCCAUUUGGCAACCCAGCCACUGUGGACAUGGGGGGCCUGGACCUGAUCACCAACAUGGCGUACCAGCAGGUCCGGAAGACCUCAGAGUGCCACAGCAUGGAGCGGCAGCGGCGCCAUAGGAGCCUGAUGCUGCCCAGGCAGCAGAGUGGUGCCCAGCUGCGCCAGGUGCUGUCCCCGGACUUCAACAGCCUGUGUGUGCAGCAGCUCAUUGGUCACCACCUCUUCCAGGACUUCCUGGCCACAGUGUCCCCGUCCCAAGAGGCCUCGGCCUUCCUUGAGCAGGUGCAGAGCUGGUAGCUGGCGAGGAGUGUCUCCCUGGGCAGCAUGCUGCAGGUGCCAGUGGGCACUGGUGGCGCUGCCCCUCCCCUUGGACACCCACACCGCUUCCUCAGCCCAACUCUGGCCACCAGGUGCCAAGCAGCCACCACUGAGGAAGAGCAAGCGGCCCUGGUGACAUUGGCCAAGGCUGAGGCCGUGUCCUUCUUGCAGGACCAGCCCUCCUGGGAUUUCCUAACCAGCCUGCUCUAUGGUAAGUUUCCACAGUGGAAAGGCUUUGAGAUGCAGCUGGUGACAAACAAGUUCUUCACCAAGUUGGGGGUGCUAGGGAAAGGUGGUUUUGGGGAGGUAUGUGCUGGCCAGCUGAAAAACACUGGCAAGAUGUAUGCCUGUAAGACUGACAAGAAGAGGCUGGAGAAGAAAAAUGGUGAGGAAAUGGCUCUCUCGGAAACGGAAAUCUUGGAGAGUAUCAGCAGCCCUUUCACUAUCUCUCCAGCCUAUGCCUUUGGGAACAAGUCCCAUCUCUGUCUGGUCAUGAACCUGACGAAUGGAGAAGACCUCAGGUUCCUCAUCUACAGCACAGGCACGCGAGUCCUGGCCAUGAGCAGGGUGGCCUUCUACUCGGCCCAGAUAACCUGUGAGCUGCUGCACCUGCACUCUCUCAGCAUUGUCCACCGAGACCUGAAGCCUGAGAAUGUGCUUCUGAAUGACAUUGGCAGUUCCUGGCUGUCUGACCUAGGGCUGGCCGUGCAGAUGCAGGAGGGCAGGCCCAUCACCCAGAAGGCUGGAACCAAUUGUUACAUGGCUCCUGAAAUCCUAAUGAGAAAAGUGAGUUACUCCUCUCCUGUGUACUGGUUUGCAAUGAGAUGCAGUAUUUAUGAAAAUGUUGUUGGAAGAACACCAUUCAAAAACUAUAAGGAAAAAGUCAGCAAAGAGGAUUUAAAGCAAAGAACUCAAGAAGAAGUCAGAUUCCAACAUGGUAACUUCACAGAGGAAGCAGAAGAUAUUUGCAGACUCUGCUUGGCUGAGAAACCAGAGCAAUGCUUAAGAAGCAGGUAAACUGCCAUAAAAUAGAGAUGAUUACUGAUGUCCAGCAUUGUCCACAGGGAUUUGGAGAAUAUUUUGCAUUAAUAACAAAGGCUCAGGGUCAAGUAGUCGCAUUAUUGUCCUAUUAUAUUUGCAUAUUACAUGGUUAAGUAUUUCUGAAACUUUCAAACACUAGGAGCACUUGAUAUGGAACAACCUCCAAGAUACAUCUGAAAGUGAAAAAGUGAGGUGCAAAACAGCAAACAUAAAAAGGAAGAAAAAGUAUAUAAUUUAAAUAGUUGCAUAGGCUGUUUUGAGCAGCGUAUACAAGGAAUGCAUAGGAUUGAUUGCCUCUAAUAAAGGGAAAUUGGGGGCUGGUGACAGGAAAGCAAAUGAGGAUUUUCACUAUAGAAUCCUGUCGUCUUUUGAAUUUUGAACCACGUG
Molecule: messenger RNA, 2241 nt
Organism: Phyllostomus discolor (pale spear-nosed bat)
Lineage: Eukaryota; Metazoa; Chordata; Mammalia; Chiroptera; Phyllostomidae
Gene: GRK7
Product: G protein-coupled receptor kinase 7
Biological process (GO): regulation of signal transduction; protein phosphorylation
Cellular component (GO): cytoplasm
Molecular function (GO): ATP binding; rhodopsin kinase activity
Source: RefSeq, a predicted model, not a curated record